Cotesia congregata is the source of this 1338-nucleotide messenger RNA. NCBI's taxonomy places the organism in Eukaryota, Metazoa, Arthropoda, Insecta, Hymenoptera, Braconidae. The record is from the annotation of a GenBank genome assembly.
AUGGCAUGUUCUGCUGUGCGUUCUCCAAUUUUACGAAAUCCAUCUGUAAGAAAUUAUGCAGCUGCAGCAAAAGCUGCUCAUUCUGCACCAGCAGCUGCUGCUGCCGGUGAUUUUCAAGUCUUGAGUAAUAAAAUUACUGUUGCUGCAUUGGACAACAAUAGUCCGGUUACCCAAGUGUCAAUUGUUUUCAAAGCUGGACCUCGAAAUGAAACGUAUGAUACUCAAGGUAUUUCACAUCUUUUACGAUUAGCAGCUGGAUUAACAACAUCGCGCGGAACUACAUUUGGUAUUACCCGCAAUAUUCAACAACUUGGUGGUAAUAUAUUUGCUACAAGUGAUCGUGAAUCAACAGCUUAUACUCUACAAGUAACUCGUAAUCAUUUAGACAAAGCUUUCAACUUCUUAGAAGAUGUGGCAACACGACAAGUAUUUAAACCAUGGGAAGUUAAUGAUUUAUCACCAAGACUACGUUAUGAACUUUCAGCAGUUCCAGAAGCUACACGAUUACUUGAACUUUUACAUAAAGCAGCUUAUCGUACAGGUUUGGGUUACUCUUUGUAUUCUCCAAAACGUCAUAUUGAUAAAAUAUCAUCAGAAAGUUUGCAACAUUUUGUCAAUAGUUGGUUCACAGGACCAAGAUGCGCUGUAGUAGGUACUGGCAUUUCACUGUCAGAUUUAUCUAGCUUUGCAAACACUUUAAAUGUUGGAACAAGUGAGGGAAAUUCAUCACCAUCAAAAUAUCACGGUGGAGAACUACGUAAAGAACGUAAUUCUUCGAUUGCUAGUGUUGCAUUAGCUGUUGAAGGUUCAAGUUUUAGUAAUGAUAAAGAUGCAUUGGCAUUUGCUGUAUUACAACAGGCUGCUGGAACUGGUCCACACAUUAAAUGGGGCACAACAACAGCUCCAUUGCAACGAAGUGUCAUUUCAGCAGCUGGAAAUGAUCCAUUUGCUGUUUCUGCUUUCAAUGCUAGUUACUCUGAUUCUGGACUUUUUGGAGUUAUCAUCCAAGCACCGGCCAAUGUCGCUGGAUCGAUCACUAAAGCAGCUUACAAAUGGAUGAAUUCCCCUAAUAUUACCGAUGCUGAUAUUGCUCGUGGAAAAACAGAAUUAAAGGCGUCAAUUUUAUAUACAAGUGAUAAUAAUACAAGACAAUUGGAAAAUCUUGCUCAGCAAACAUUAUUUAAAGGUCGUCCAGUAUCUUGUGCUGCAUUAGUUGCUGAAGUUGAUAAAAUUUCAUCUGCAGAUGUUAAAAAGGUCGCUGGAAAACUUGGUAGUAAAGUUUCUAUGGCAGCCAUAGGUAAUCUGGCAACAGUACCGUACAUAAAUGAACUAAAUUAA